AUGGAUGCAACCACCGGCACCGAUCAAACCGGUAAAAGGUAUUGGCACAGGAUCGAGGACAACUAUUGUAGGAUCAAGCCGAAGAAUUGUGGGUUCCUCUCUCGCAGUUACCGGUCGCUUCAAGGCCGGUGGGAGUUGAUGAAGCCCGCUUGUGCUCGUUGGAGUGCGGCCAUGGACCAAGUGAGGGAUGCACCACCUAGUGGAACCGUGGAGAGUGACUAUGAGACAAUUGCCGGCAUGAGGUACAAGGAGAUGGCCGCUUCCAAGGGCAAGCCAUUCCCAUUUAAGCAUGCUUGGGCAAUUCUUCAAACCUUUGACAAGUGGAAGUUGAGGGAUCAAGAGACCGCACCCAAGAAGUCGGCAAUGCUUAGGAUGGAUGAUAGUGAAGAUGAGGAGAAGGAGAGGAACUUGGGCAAGCCCGAGGGAACCAAGAAGGGCAAGCAAAGGGUGAAGAUGGAAGGAGAGGCAUCAAGCCUAAGGGAGAAGAUGGAGCAAAUGAUGAAGGCAAGAGAGGAAUUGACUAGGAAGACAUUGGAGACCAAGAUUCUAAUCACCGAGAAGAAGAAAGAGGACGGGCAACAAAUGCUCGCGAAGAACAUCAAGAACAUGGCAGUGCUGGAGCUUCGAGCGGAGAUUAGAUCUGUUCUUAAAUGGGCGGUGGCCUAA
This is a messenger RNA of Hordeum vulgare subsp. vulgare (domesticated barley), 666 nucleotides long. RefSeq lists its product as uncharacterized. The transcript is spliced from 3 exons. The record is from RefSeq and is a predicted model, not a curated record. NCBI's taxonomy places the organism in Eukaryota, Viridiplantae, Streptophyta, Magnoliopsida, Poales, Poaceae. Bases 1 to 666 code for a protein of 221 amino acids.